Closterium sp. NIES-67 is the source of this 3064-nucleotide messenger RNA. NCBI's taxonomy places the organism in Eukaryota, Viridiplantae, Streptophyta, Zygnematophyceae, Desmidiales, Closteriaceae. The record is from the annotation of a GenBank genome assembly.
UAGCGCCCAUAGUAGCGUUGGGCCUCACGUGAUCCCACCCUAGUUCUAUUCAUUCUUGGUCUGCAGACUAAAUCCGUGUUCGCCCCAGAGUCUCUCGGGGCUUCACAACUCCGUCUAGCAUCAGGCGUGCGCCGUGUACAAGCCACGCGUGCCUCUUAUCCCCACUACCAGCUCCAAACAUGGCGCGACGACCCAUGCACGAUUCGACUCGCCAUACUCCCCGCUCGCCUGAAUCACCUCCACUCGUCGCCCUCGCUCUCCUCCUCGUCUCCCUCCUUCCACCCGCCAUGGCCUUCCCUUCGUUCAACCCGCACCCCAUGAAACCGCGCGAGUCGCAUCAGCUCACCUUCCGAAAAUUCCUCCCCUUCAGCAAUCCCACCGCCAACUCUCACCAGCAAAAUUCCGACUCCGACACGCACGAAGGCGGUGCCGAUCGGGGUCAGCCUGAAGGAAUGGCCGCCACUCAGCCUCCCGUGUGCGGCGGACCCGGCGCUUCCAGCGAGCCCUCUGCCGACGGAGCGCCUUGCCGCUUGGCACUUAGUACCGGCCAGCCUGCCGGCGGCGCGGGGGACGAUCCUUCAUCCGGAAGUGAAGCAGCUGGAGACUCGAGCCGCCUUCUUCUGGAGAACAUUGCCGCCGCUAGCAGCGCCACCGGCGGCGGCGACGCUGGCGACACAGUCGCAAGCAGCGGCGUCGGCGACAUGGUUGCGCGGAUCGCUCAGAUCCGAGUUGCAGCCGUGGCAGGCGGAAACGGUAACCUUGUGGAACCCGACGCGGCACGGGCGGACCCUGCGCCCCGGAAAGUCGGCGAUAUGUCGGUGGAGCCGCUUCAGAAGCCGAAGAACGCGAAUAUGGACGAGCUCCUGGCGCGACCCGGUGAAUUGACAGCAGGUGCUGGCUCGGACCUGGCUAAUGGCGGGACUGCGACUGGCGAGACCGGCGGAGAAAGUGAGAAGGCUGCUGGAGCGGACGGAGAAGGUGAGGGGGAGGAGGGGGAAGGGGGGGAAGCGGUGGAGGGAGCGGGAGAGGAGGGCGAGGGGUCUCGUGAAGGAGUGCUGGUGGUGGCGGGAGUAGACGAGGAAACGAUCAAUAGGGCGGAGGCGACGGACGCGGAAGGGGCGGAGGCGGAAGGGGCGGAGGCGGAAGGUGCGGAGGCGGAAGGGGCGGAGGCGGAAGGGACGGAGGCGGAAGGGGCGGAGGUGGAAGGGGCGCAGGCCGACGAGAAGUCGGAAGGCGAGGCAGCGGCGAGCGCUGAGCAAGCAGCUGCGGGCGGGGAGGCGGGGGAUGAAGCGGAGAAGGCGGGAAGCGCGCUCCAAGCGCGCGGAGUGAAGGCGGAGCAAGUGGCGAAGGCGGAGAUCGCCUCCGCCAACGACGAUGACGCGCGACAGCCCCUCGUGGCUACCGUGUCCGGAGCCGCUUCCACGUCGCACGAAUCGUCGCCUGAGACGCACGCGUCGCCCGAGUCGCCCGAGUCGUCUGAGUCGUCGCUCGGCGUAGCGGACUUGGAGGUGGUGGGCGUGUCGCAGCUGACGGAGAUUAAUCGCACCUCCGGUGACGUGCGGCUGACGCUCGACCAAUACGCUGGACUGGGAGCCGUUAACUCCAAGGCCUUCCUGCGCUACGGGUUCGUGUCGGCGCGGAUCAAGGUGCCGCAAGCGUACUCGGGGAGCGUCAUCUCCACGCUCUAUCUGACGAGCCAGCAGCCCGGGCGGCACGACGAGAUCGACUUCGAGCUGAUAGGGAGCGCGAGCGCGGACGGCAUGCGCAUCCACACCAACUACUACGCGGCGGGCAGGGGCGGGCACGAGGAGCAGAUGCACCCGUGGUUCGACGCCAGCGCCGACUACCAUACGUACAGCGUGCGCUGGUCGCCCGACUCCAUUGUCUGGUACGUGGACGGGCAGCCCAUCCGCGAGACGCGCUUCGACCCGCGCAACGCAGCAGCCAGUGUGGUGGCGCCGCUCCGCGUGUGCGCUAGCAUCUGGUCCGCGGACUGGGCCAUGCCGCCUAUGGAUUGGUCGCACGGCCCCUUCACAGCGCAGUACCGGGACUUCAACUACUCCUCCCCCAGCCUCUCACACACCACGCACCCCAGCACCUUGCCCACCUACAAUAGCACCACCACCAGCAGCAGCAGCAGCGGCGGCGGCAGCGGCGGUGACAAAAAAGGGCAGGCGGGGCAGGGCGAGCAGCCGCUGAGUGUGGGGGAGAGGGCGGAGAUGCAGCGGGUGCGCGCGCAGUACCUGACGUACUCGUACCUGGACUUCUACAGGGAGCUCGCCAGAAAGGAAGCAGAGAGCGCUGCUGCUCCCUCUCCGUCUCCUGCUUCUGCUUCUCCUUCUCCUUCCCCUUCCCCUUCCCCUUCCCCUGCUCCUUCCUCCUCUCCUUCCCCCUCUGGGAAUCACGGGGGGAGGGAGGGAGAGGGUGGCAAGAGAGAGGGAAAGGCUGGCAGCGCUGCUGCUCCCAAGAGCGCUGCUGCUCCCAAGAGCGCUGCUGCUCCCAAGAGCGCUGCUGCUCCCAAGAGCGCUGCUGCUCCCAAGAGCGCUGCUGCUCCCAAGAGCGCUGCUGCUCCCAAGAGCGCUGCUGCUCCCAAGAGUGCUGCUGUGGGCACAGGCAAGGAGGAUGCAAAGAAGACGGGAGGAGAGAAACAGAGUGCCAGGGGGCCUUGAAGAGUUAGUAGAGGAGUGAAAAGGGGUUGAAAGCGGAUCUGAGGGAUGCAAACUGCCGAGAAAGGAAGGGAGUGGGCGCUGGGAAGAAUUGCACGGGGGAGCGACUCGCUCAGUCCUCCCCUCGUUCGUUUCCCGUCUGGUACAGUACUUUUUGCUUUCAUCUACCUGUACCUGUACCUUGCUUUUAGAGCAAGGGAAGAAGGGACGUACCGUAGUAGCGGUGUAAUUGUAGGAGAGUAAUGGGGAGUCAACAUGGUGUUGACGGCCCUGUUCAGUGGAUUUCCGACCCGUGCUGGUCCAACCGUGAAGACUGGUGCAAAUAGGUGUAUCUUUUAAGUCUGUAGUGAUGAGCCUUGUGGCCGGAUACAUCAGCCAAAUGUGGCACAUAUCCAAUC